GUCGCGCCUCCUCCGUGGCUCUGGUUCCAGUGGAGCCUCACCGACGCGGAGAUGGAAAGCCCGAGGCUGCUCCCGCCUCGAGGGACACGACAGAGCGGCGGUGCUGGCAGCCCCGCGGGCGCCAGCCGGUUCCACGGCGGCCCUGACCCGCGGGCUGGCCAGGUCCCCGCGCGCCGCCUCCUGCUGCUCCGGGGCCCCCAAGAUGGCGGGCCCGGGAGGCGGCACGAGGAGGCCCGAGCGGCCUCACGGGGCCCGGGCCCGAGCCCGUUGGCGCCGAGGUCGGAUCACGCUGGCGGCGGCGGCGGCGGCGACAGCGAUGACUUCUUCCUGGUGUUGCUGGACCCGGCGGGUGGCGAUGUGGAGACCACGGGCGCCGGCCAGGCCGCAGGGCCUGUAUGGAGGGAGGAGGCCGAGUCGGUCCCACAGCUCCAGCAGGGUGAGAAUGGCGCGAAUCCCGCGGGCCGCCAGGCGCUAGGCCCCCGCUGCCUGUCCGCAGUCCCCGCCCCAUCCCCGGCUGAAAACCCGAUCCCCGCCCCAGGCCUGGGACCCGCCGCGGCCUUCACGGGCACCGUCACCAUCCACAACCAAAACCUGCUGUUGCGCUUCGAGAACGGUGUCCUCACCCUGGCCACGCCCCCGCCGCCAGCCUGGGAGCCUGGGGUCGCGCCUGCCCCUCAGCCUGGGGGUCUGAUGGCUCCGCAAGCGGGGGUCCCGCACGCCGCGCAGCCCAGCGACUGCCCGGAGCUGCCGCCCGACCUCCUGCUGGCGGAGCCGGCGGAACCGGCGCCCGCCCCCGCGCCUGAGGAGGAGGCAGAGGGCCGAGCCGCAGCCGAGAGUCCCCGCAGGCCGCUGGGCCCAGGCCCGGGCGUGGUGCUGUACCUGUGUCCCGAGGCGCAGUGCGGACAAACCUUCGCCAAGAAGCACCAGCUGAAGGUGCACCUGCUGACUCACAGCAGCAGCCAGGGCCAGCGGCCCUUCAAGUGCCCCCUGGGCGGCUGUGGCUGGACUUUCACCACCUCCUACAAGCUCAAGAGGCACCUGCAGUCGCACGACAAACUGCGGCCCUUUGGCUGCCCUGCGGAGGGCUGUGGCAAGAGCUUCACCACGGUGUAUAACCUCAAGGCGCACAUGAAGGGCCAUGAGCAGGAGAACUCGUUCAAAUGCGAGGUGUGCGAGGAGAGCUUCCCCACUCAGGCCAAACUCAGCGCCCACCAGCGCAGCCAUUUCGAGCCUGAGAGGCCGUACCAGUGCGCGUUUUCUGGCUGCAAGAAGACGUUUAUCACAGUGAGUGCCCUGUUUUCCCAUAACCGUGCCCAUUUCAGGGAACAGGAACUCUUUUCCUGCUCUUUUCCUGGCUGCAGCAAACAGUACGACAAGGCUUGUCGCCUGAAAAUUCACCUGCGGAGCCACACCGGUGAGAGACCUUUCCUUUGUGACUUUGACGGCUGUGGCUGGAACUUCACCAGCAUGUCCAAACUCUUAAGGCACAAAAGGAAGCACGAGGAUGACCGGAGGUUCAUGUGCCCUGUGGAAGGCUGUGGGAAAUCUUUCACAAGGGCUGAGCAUCUGAAAGGCCACAGCAUAACCCACCUGGGCACAAAGCCUUUUGUGUGCCCUGUGGAAGGCUGCUGUGCCAGGUUCUCUGCUCGCAGUAGUCUCUACAUUCACUCCAAGAAACACUUGCAGGACGUGGACACUUGGAAAAGCCGUUGCCCAGUCUCUACUUGUAAUAAACUCUUCACAUCCAAGCACAGCAUGAAGACCCACAUGACCAAAAGGCACAACCUCGGCCAGGAUCUCUUAGCUCAGCUGGAAGCUGCGAAUUCUCUUACGCCCAGCAGUGAACUUACCAGCCAGGGACAGAGUGAUCUCAGUGAUGCAGAGCUAGUGUCUCUCUUCUCUGAUGUGCCUGGCAGUAGUUCUGCUGCAGUGUUGGACACAGCAUUGGUGAACUCUGGAAUCUUGACUAUUGAUGUGGCUUCUGUGAGUUCAACUCUGGCAGGGAGCCUCCCUGCUAAUAAUAAUAAUUCCUUAGGGCAGGCUGUGGACCCUCGGGCCUUGAUGGCCACCAGUGACCUUCCUCAAAGUCUGGAUACCUCUCUCUUUUUUGGAACGACAGCCUCUGGUUUUCAGCAGAGUCCCUUAGAUAUGGAUGAUGUCCCAAGUCUAAGUGUGGGGCCAUUGGCAUCUCUGGGCUCUUUGACUAUGAAAAACUCAAGUCAAGAGCCCCAAGCUUUGACCCCCAGCAGUAAGCUAACAGUGGACACGGAUGCUCUGACUCCUUCAAGCACCCUUUGUGAAAACAGUGUCUCAGAACUACUGCCGCCAACCAAAGCAGAAUGGAAUGUACAUCCUGACUCUGACUUCUUUGGACAGGAGGAAGAAACCCAGUUUGGAUUCUCCUCCAAUCCAGCAGGAAACCAUGGUUCUCAGAAAGAAACAGAUCUUAUCACAGUGACUGGCAGCUCAUUUUUGGUAUGAACUAACUAUUAAUUCCUUGCCACGUGGCUUAUUCUUAUGAAUUACACUCAAUUUUUAGGCUAGUCUGGACUAAAUGUUUAAUUUAUAAUCUUGACUCUGGAACUGUCAAGUUGUGUGACCCUGAGGAAGUCACUUAACCUAUCUGAGCCUUAAUUUCUUUAUUUAUAAAAUGAGGUGGUUUCAGUAGAUUAUUUCUAAGGUCUUUUAACUCUGUAUUUAAUGAUUUUGUGCUCUUUCUUGAAAAUUUUAGGAAAUCUUACCAUGAUUAACUAUUGCAUGUGCUUCUAAUGUAAUGAAAAUGCAUUGAGAGUUAAUGAUCAGAGAAUGUGGAACUGGUGUUUAACUCUAAAAUUUUAAUGGAAAUUUUACAGAAUGUCAAAAUAUUUCUGAAAUCUAGUGUUAGAGCUUAAAAAAAGAAAGCUAAAAAUAUGGGUUAGUUCUGCUUACCUCCUUAUCUUUCUAGCUGCUGCUGCUGCUGCUGCUUCUGCUGCUGCUGCUGCUGCUGCUGCUGCU
Callorhinus ursinus (northern fur seal) is the source of this 2994-nucleotide messenger RNA. The record is from RefSeq and is a predicted model, not a curated record. Lineage: Eukaryota; Metazoa; Chordata; Mammalia; Carnivora; Otariidae.